AUGUCCAAGAGCGCUGGAAAUGAGUAUAGUGCCUCAACAACACAUCGUAGCUUUCAAUCCUUAACAGUCACUGCGCCCCCCAGUAGACUGAACAUUCGCCAACAUGUUCCAACUGGGGAAGAUGGCUCAACACUACCCCUUCCCCGGUCUAUACUGGGAGCAGCCAAUAUCACAAUAGGAUCGCAAAAGCGCAGCACAUAUAGCGCUGUCUGCAAAGCCGUCCAAUCGACCAGAUGCCACCAACGCUCCCAUCCAACUCUUCAUGUUGGAGGGAACGAGAAGCCGGCAGCUGUCCGCAAAGGAGGGUCGUAUGGGGAUCGUAGCUUCCCUAUAUCUGUUGAUGCAAUGCAGGUCUCUGCUCAUCCAGGAAUUCCCAUGAUUCAUCACUUACCUCUGUGUGGGAAUGAGAAGGCUGGAAAUUCACGAGCUCUUAUAGACCAGAGAUCUAGCAGGUCACAUGACCUAUUCACUUUGACAUCGGCGGAAGUUUCCAUGACAAAUAGUCGGAAAUGGGAUGACGUACGAGCUGUGAUGCAUCCCAAAGCGGAAAGGCGUCGAAUGAACACGGACGUUAUGCGCAUAGGUAUCUUGUCUAUCCCGCUUUGUAAUGCAUCCAAUAACGCAAGUCAAGAAAACGCGCCUCAGCUCGGAAAUCCACGGCCGCGGUGCAUGAUGAAAACACGACUCGGGCUAUUCGGUGGCGUAUUCCAUGGAAAUCUAUAUCCAGUCGGAAAUGCGCGGAAAGACAUACCUAUUCCCAUCCCUCGUAACCAUCCUUGUCAUAAGGGUGUCUUAAGCUGCGAUGCAGUCGGGGAGUAUAAAACAUGCCGGGCUGAGGGGAUGCCGGCUCAGGGGUAG
This is a messenger RNA of Aspergillus niger, 858 nucleotides long. RefSeq lists its product as hypothetical. The coding region runs from base 1 to 858 and encodes 285 amino acids. The transcript has 9 exons. The record is from RefSeq and is a predicted model, not a curated record. NCBI's taxonomy places the organism in Eukaryota, Fungi, Ascomycota, Eurotiomycetes, Eurotiales, Aspergillaceae.